This is a messenger RNA of Rubroshorea leprosula, 1485 nucleotides long. The record is from the annotation of a GenBank genome assembly. Lineage: Eukaryota; Viridiplantae; Streptophyta; Magnoliopsida; Malvales; Dipterocarpaceae.
AAAUUCCCAACAUUCUUUUCCUUCCAUUUCAUCUUUCCUUAAAACUUUACCCUUUUUCCCCACCCACAUGAAACCAAAAAACCCUGCAUUCCAUUACCAUGGCUAUGUAGUCUGUCCUCCUACAUUGUAGGCGAUAUACAUGCCAAUAUCCAGACCUUUUGCGCCUGUUGAGUAUGGUAAAUUCCACCAAAUGCAAAUUACCUGUUUCUUGGAGAAUGUGGACAGAGGAAAGCAAACCAUAGAGACUAUAUGUCUGCUUCUUGCUUACAAGAUUAAGUACCCGGAUAACUUUUCCUUCUCCGAGUGAACCAUGAAUGUGCUUCUAUCAACAGAAUCUAUGGAUUUGAUGAGUGCAAGCGCCGUUUCAGCAUCCGCUUGUGGAGAAUUUUCACUGAUUGGUUCAACUGCUUUGGAUUAUUUCUUUACAACAGCUCAACCAAAGGACUGCUAUAAAAGCAAAGCAAAAUACUAUUCCAUUGGAUUAUUGGAAGAAUAGCAGAGGACUUCAAAAUGGGAUUUUCUAAUCUAGGAUUGUUCUCUAUAUUGCUGUUACUUCAUUUGAUCAUCUUCCAGAAGCCCUUUGGUAGCAGGUACUAAUUUCUAUCUCUUUUAUCUUUCUUAAAAUAUUUUUGAUUUUAGUUUGCUUUGAAGCAAAUAAACUGUUUUUUUUUUUUUUACUGUAAACUUAAAUAUAAAAAAAAAAAACAUCUUGGGACCAAAGGUGUUUUAAAGCAUGAAAUAACAGUGGUGAACAGGCUAGCAAUAGGUUGGCCAUGGUGGUGGUGUAGAUAAUUGGCUAUAAAUCCACCAGUUACUCCUGAAAUCAUACCAUGCGGAAUGGAUGAUUAGAUCCACCAGUCAUGAUUCCAGGAGUAACUAGCGGAUCCUCCACCAGUCAUUCAUACAACCAUGGUAUGAUUCUAGGAGUAAUGGUCGGAUUUACUACCAAUUAUCUACACCACCAACACAGCCUAGGCCACCUCAACCUCCACCUCCACCUCCACAUGUUGCUAGCCUAUUCGCUGCUGUUUUUUCAUGCUUAAAACUCCCUUCGGUCCCAAGAUGUUUUUCUUGAUUUAAGUCUACAAUUAAAAACACCAGUUUGUUUGCUCUAAAACAAACUAAAAUUAAGAAUAUUUUAAGAUAAAAGAGAUAGAAAUUAGUACCUACUACCAUAGAGCUUGCUGGAAGAUGAUCAGAUUGAAGUACGAACAGUAUAAAGAACAAUCCCAAAUUAGAAAAUCCCAUUUUGAAGCCCUCUGGUAUUCUUCCAAUAAUCCAAUGAAAUAGUAUUGCUUUGUUUUUAUAGGGGUCCUUUGGUUGAGCUGUUGUAACGAAAUAAUCCAAUGCAAUCUACCGUCUCAGGAUUCCAUUUGAUUGUAAGAUUUACCUUGAUAAAAAAAUGUGCAGAGAUUCCGCGUGAAAUUAAUCACCCAUUCCACUGCUUCAACGACAUGCUACAUGAAAUAAAUCACCCUUUCCAUU